AUGUGCACCCAAAACUACAUAACCUACAAAACCUGCACACAUACCAACCCUUCUCACAAAACACCCUGCCCGGAAGCAGGCCUCCCAACGCAAUACCGACAAAACUGCAAACUAGCUCCUAGAAUUAGCCCCGAAGAUGGAGCUAGGACCGGGACUGGUACUAGGAUCACAGUCGAGUCUAUGCUCUGGAGUAACAGUAAAUACCGUAUUCCGGAGGAUAGACGGGAAGAAAAGGAUGGGAUUUGUCCGGAUUGUGCGGGGGCGUUGAGGGGGGAGAUGGGGAGGGUUUUUCGGAGGAGGGAGGAGGAGGCUGUUAGGGAGGGGGUUAUUGAGAUGGAGAAGAGGGAAAAGGAAAGACAGAGGGAGAUGGAGAAGGAGAAGGAGAAGGAGAAGGGGGGUGGGUGGAGGGCUUUUUUUGGGUAG
Messenger RNA from Penicillium cataractarum, 423 nucleotides. RefSeq lists its product as uncharacterized. NCBI's taxonomy places the organism in Eukaryota, Fungi, Ascomycota, Eurotiomycetes, Eurotiales, Aspergillaceae. The coding region runs from base 1 to 423 and encodes 140 amino acids. The transcript has a single exon. The record is from RefSeq and is a predicted model, not a curated record.